AUGGAUAGUAACAAAGAUGAUGGACUACUGAACAGAAUGUCACUCUCUGGAGCUCUGGCCAUGGGUAGCAGCCAUGUAACUCCACAUGGGUUACCACUAAGAGAACCAUUUGGCGUUUCCUUCCAUUUCAAUCCAACAUAUUGGGACCAAGCCUAUUGCAGCCAUGCAGGUAGAUUUUCCUACAUGCCAUUUCCUGGAUAUGUAGGAGUCUAUGAUUAUUCUUUUGAGCCUGCCUUCAUUCGAAAGAGGAAUGAGAGAGAGAGGCAAAGGGUGCGCUGUGUGAAUGAAGGGUAUGCACGCCUCCGAGACCAUCUUCCCAAGGAACUUGCUGACAAGCGCCUCAGCAAAGUGGAGACCCUAAGAGCUGCAAUAAGUUACAUUAAACAUCUUCAGAGUUUGUUGGAUUGUCAGCCUUUAGGGACCAACACCAAAGAAACUCUCUCUAUUAAGACAACGAUGGAUACUUCCAGUGCUGGUUUAAGAAGGGAAUGCAACAGUGAUGGAGAGUCUAAAACCUCUUUAGCUUCAUCUCCAUACAGUGAGUUUGAGGAGACUUGCAGCUAG
Molecule: messenger RNA, 564 nt
Organism: Alligator mississippiensis (American alligator)
Lineage: Eukaryota; Metazoa; Chordata; Crocodylia; Alligatoridae
Gene: ASCL4
Product: achaete-scute family bHLH transcription factor 4
Exons: 1
Coding region: 1-564 (187 amino acids)
Biological process (GO): regulation of transcription by RNA polymerase II; developmental process
Molecular function (GO): DNA-binding transcription factor activity, RNA polymerase II-specific; protein dimerization activity; RNA polymerase II transcription regulatory region sequence-specific DNA binding
Source: RefSeq, a predicted model, not a curated record